AGUGGAUCGACACUAUCGUCAAUGCAAGGAGAAGUGGGGCUGGGUGCGUCGUGCCAUGGCCAAUAGUGGAAAUGGCCUUGACAGAACCACUUUCACAUUCACACUUUCUGAGUCAGAAAAGCAAAGACUCAAUAAAACUGCAGUCAAUUAUCUUACCAGACCCAUUAGGUUCUUUCAUCAAUUGGAAGAGUUAUUCUCGGAUCAAUCUCAUGCUGAUGGCUCACUCGCAGUUGACCAAACCACUGUCAAUGUGGAUGAUGGUAGUGAUGACAGCGAGGAUGUGAGGGAACUUGAGGGAAAUCUAAUUCCAGCAGACAGUGAUGAAGCUGACUCUGACACUAUUGAUCGUCGCAGUCCUAAAGUCGACUUGGAUGGCAAUCCAUUAAACAAGAAGCGCAAGUGUGCAUCAUCAUCACCUUCCAAGAAGCCAACCAAGGGCAAAGCAAACAAGAAGGGCAAGGUAUCUAAUGAUGAUAUGGUAACCAGUAUCAAGAAGCUAGCUGAAUCCCUUGCAUCCCCUAUUGUGUCUGUGCAACCAAUGCCACCUGCAGAUCCUUAUGCAAAUCUUUGGAAGCGGAUCAAUGCCCUUACCAUCCCAGCUAAGGAUAAACUUGAGAUUGUUGCCUAUCUAUCCAAGCCAGACCAAGAUAUCUUUCGUAGUUAUCUUAACUAUGCCGAUGAAACAAUUCUUCGAGAGUGGGUCAUUAGCUACUUUGAGCCUCAGUUUCAUGAAGGUGGCAAUGAUGGAUCUGCGGCUGCUCACUGAAUUGCCACAUGGUUAGAUAGAGUUUGUGGCAACCUUUUGUUUAUAUGGCUAGGAACGCUUUAACACGUAGUGGGAGCAUGGAUAACAUCAUCAUGCAUAUUUUGUCUAUAUACAGCAAACUUGGGUGCAUCAUGUACUGUUUGUAUGGAGUGCAUUUGGUGCAUGGCUGGCUGUUUAUGUCCUAGAUGGUAUGGUAAAGGAUGUGAACCUUAUUCCGUCUAUCAUGUAUCAGACAAUAUAUGAGCUACUUAAUGUAUGAGUUUAAUUCUGAAGUUCUGAAAA
Messenger RNA from Triticum aestivum (bread wheat), 1048 nucleotides. RefSeq lists its product as uncharacterized. The coding region runs from base 56 to 766 and encodes 236 amino acids. Lineage: Eukaryota; Viridiplantae; Streptophyta; Magnoliopsida; Poales; Poaceae. The record is from RefSeq and is a predicted model, not a curated record. The transcript is spliced from 2 exons.